This is a messenger RNA of Rhinocladiella mackenziei CBS 650.93, 522 nucleotides long. RefSeq lists its product as uncharacterized. The record is from RefSeq and is a predicted model, not a curated record. Lineage: Eukaryota; Fungi; Ascomycota; Eurotiomycetes; Chaetothyriales; Herpotrichiellaceae. The coding region runs from base 1 to 522 and encodes 173 amino acids. Gene Ontology annotation, molecular function: acyltransferase activity, transferring groups other than amino-acyl groups. The transcript has a single exon.
AUGUCGUGGAAGAGAGACAGCUUUGAAAUAUCGAUGGAUCCAUCUCUAAUCCCGCUCGACACGUUGAACAGUUUCUUCUCUUCGACAGAGAUGUACUGGGCAAGCCCUUUACCAGUCGAAGAACUACAAAACCUUAUCAAGCGAUCAGCGUGUUUCGGAUUAUAUGAAAUGAGCGACUCUCGCCGGCAAUGCCAUGAGAACGAGAAUGACCAAUAUCACAACAUCUCCCACUCCGGAACACACAAGCUGAUCGGGUUUGCUAGAUGGAUUACCGAUACCGUGACCGUCAACUACUUAACGGAUGUUUAUCUCCUUCCGAGCUACCGGGGUCAAGGCUUGGGAAUAUGGAUGAUGCGAUGCAUUGAUGAGAUGUUCAAGUCGAUGCCGUAUGUGAGGGGCAUGAUUAUGAUUGCAGAUAAAGGCAGCGUAUCCGAGGGCCUUUAUCGAAGGCACCUGGCCAUGGAUGAUCUUGAACGACCAGCGAUUCUGCUGGACCGCAAGGGGGUGGGAGCAGCUCACUGA